Molecule: messenger RNA, 2068 nt
Organism: Nelumbo nucifera (sacred lotus)
Lineage: Eukaryota; Viridiplantae; Streptophyta; Magnoliopsida; Proteales; Nelumbonaceae
Gene: DAL1
Product: E3 Ubiquitin ligase family protein
Biological process (GO): protein ubiquitination; organelle organization
Molecular function (GO): ubiquitin-protein transferase activity
Source: RefSeq, a predicted model, not a curated record
CUGCGUGCAAUUUAGAUGUAUGCAGAGCAAUAGAAAACUCUACGGAUUGUGCCGUGGCUGAUGGCUCUGUGUUUCCUUGAUCCGCUCGUAGACUCCAGGCACCCGAUUCUCUGCUGCCCUAGCUCUCCCUUUUUCGUUGGCGGUUAAGUUUCAAAAUAAAAGAAUCUCAGUUUUAACUUCAAUCACACAAUCCGUAGUGUUGGUUUCUAACUUUGCCGUAACAUUCUCUUUCCUCUUUCUGUGUCGCAACUCGCAAUCGGUUUCCAACUCUCCACUGUUCAAUCGCACAAACCCUAAUUUUUAUUUGUUUUCCUUCCCAAUUUGCCUCUCUCAGUUCUCUUGUCAUUUCGCCAUUUCUAUCAGCAACUUCCUGCUAAAAUUUGAAAUUCCAGAUUGUUUUGUCUUCCUUAUUCUGUCCCUUUUCUCACGUGAUCUUCGUCUUUACUGAGUUCUUUUUUUUUUUUUUUUUGCGAAACCAUUGAAGUCGGAAAACGUUGGUCUUAUUUAACUUAAUCUUUCAAAUCUAAUUUACUUCGCUUUGUGUUACCAACUCCAUAGAAUGGAGAUUGGCUUCUAGGGGGUCUCAAUUUCGUGUUUACGACGCUUGAAGAUGCUUCCUUGGGGGGGACUGAGCUGCUGCUUGAGUGCAGCUGCUCUUUAUCUCUUGGGGAGAAGCAGUGGAAGAGAUGCGGAGGUUCUUAAAUCAGUUACACGGGUUGGCCAAUUAAAGGACUUGGCACAGCUCCUUGAUACUGCAUGCAAAGUAUUACCCUUGGUUGUUUCCAUUUCUGGACGAGUUGGAUCAGAAACACCAAUUAACUGUGAGUAUAGUGGGCUGAGGGGUGUAAUAGUGGAAGAAACGGCAGAACAACACUUUUUGAAGCACAACGAUGCGGGUUCUUGGAUACAAGAUUCAGCCUUGAUGCUUUCCAUGAGUAAAGAGGUUCCUUGGUACCUGGAUGAUGGAACUGGUCGUGUAUAUGUUGUGGGAGCUCGAGGUGCCACAGGCUUGGUAUUAACUGUUGCAAGUGAAGUCUUUGAGGAGUCUGGGCGGUCUCUUGUUCGUGGAACCUUGGACUAUCUCCAAGGUCUCAAGAUGCUUGGGGUCAAGCGAAUUGAAAGGGUUCUUCCGACUGGCACAUCCUUAACGGUUGUUGGCGAGGCCAUCAAAGAUGAUGUGGGAACAAUUCGGAUUCAGCGACCCCACAGAGGACCAUUUUAUGUUUCUCCAAAAAGUAUUGAUCAGCUAAUUGCGAAUCUUGGGAAAUGGGCGAGGUGGUACAAAUAUGCCUCCAUGGGUUUCACAGUUUUUGGUGUUUAUUUGAUUGCUAAGCAUGCCAUUCAAUAUAUCAUGGAAAGGAGACGUCGCUGGGAUUUGCAGAGAAGGGUUCUUGCUGCUGCUGCACAAAAAUUAGGUCAAGAUAAUGAAGGUUCUGAUGGAAAAGCUGAAAACGGAUCAGAUAACACAAAAAGGGACCGUUUAAUGCCAGAUUUAUGUGUAAUAUGCCUGGAGCAGGAGUAUAAUGCUGUUUUUGUUCCGUGUGGUCAUAUGUGCUGCUGUACAACCUGCUCUUCACACUUGACCAGCUGUCCACUUUGCCGGCGACGAAUUGAGCAGAUUGUGAGGACUUUCCGCCAUUAACAUUGUUCCAUGUGGAGCUAGAAAAGCAUACCGUACAGGGCCUUGAGGACCUUUUGCCAUUAACAAUCGUUCCUUGAGAACCUAGAAAACCAUACAAUACAGCGAAUCUGGUUGGAAUCAUGAUAUUUUUCCUCUGGUGGUAAGAGCCCCUGAAGUUGGAGCUUUGCUGUCAUCAUAUGCCCCAUGUUUCAGCCAAAUUGCUUAUAAAUUUCGCAGUUGUCUAAUAUUUCUUUUUUUUUUUUUUACAAAUUAAAAUAUUCCUGGCAUGGUUGCCAUAUGGAGCGAUUUAAGAUGUGCUGCUUUAUGCAAAUACCUCUGGAAUUGUAAAUGCUUAUGAAUCUGUAACUUUGUAAAUUAAGGCCAAUGUUUCCAAUCUUUGGAUAGAUCUUAAUCCUCGUAAGCCUUUGUGUCCUCGUUACUUUUGUA